Micropterus salmoides (largemouth bass) is the source of this 2345-nucleotide messenger RNA. RefSeq lists its product as uncharacterized. Gene Ontology annotation, biological process: response to bacterium. The coding region runs from base 82 to 1020 and encodes 312 amino acids. The record is from RefSeq and is a predicted model, not a curated record. Lineage: Eukaryota; Metazoa; Chordata; Actinopteri; Centrarchiformes; Centrarchidae. The transcript is spliced from 9 exons.
UUUCCUGUUCAGCCCACACAGAGACUGAGGUCAGACAUCAGUACACAUCAGGCUCCUGUAUAGAGAGUCACUUCAGUCAGUAUGAGGAAGACGGUGAAUAUCUGUAGCUGCCUGUUAGUCUUUGUUCUGGGCUGUAAUGUCACUGCCGCAAUAAAUAAUGCAGUAGUCGAGGAGAAGAGCCAGAUCACUCUGCCAUGUCCUCACCCUGCGGAGGGUAAAGUGACGUGGAGCAGAGAGAGAAACGGAAACAGAGUUGACAUACUUAUAAUUGAUGGUGACGGAGAAAUAAGACACAAUGAUCCCGACAGACGAUAUAAUUCAGUGGCAGAUAAAUUUAAGUCACUUUUCAUUAACAGAGUUAAUCUCUCGGACACUGGAAGAUACCUGUGUAAUAAUGAACCAGCUGUGGAGCUGACGGUGAUCAAACCAGGAGAAACAGCCAGACUCACUGUUGUAGAAAGAACCAACAUCACUCUGAAUUGUCCCUCUGCUGUUUCUGGGUUAAGAGAUCCAACAUGGACCAGAGAAAACUGUGGAACAAACAUCACUGUUUCCAGUCAAAAUGAGAUGGAUAAGCACGCUCGAUAUUCAACCACGGAAGAGACGCUGACUAUAACAGACGUGCAGCCUGAUGACGCUGGACUGUACUACUGUGAUGGAAAACCAGUUGUGCAUCUGAAUGUGACCAAAGAUGAGCAGUCUGAGAAAGCUGUUGUUUUGGUGCUUGGAAUAUUCCUCCCCUUGCUCUUCAUCAUUCUCAUCAUCCUCUUCCUCAUUUGGAGAUGCAGGAUCAAAAGACGAGGAAGUGGUGAACAAAAGGUUGAGGUGGUUUACGCUGAGAUAACUGAUGGAUUGGUGGUCGAACCACAAGAUGGAUCAAAACAACUUGACGUCACAUACUCCGUCAUCCAAGGCCUCCCAACAGGAAACAAGACCGUAGCUUCUCGGCCCAAUGAGAGCCCUUAUUCCCUGAUCAAACUAGCCUGGUCUUCAGAGAAUAUGAAGGUCACAGAUGAAUGACUCUGCAUAUUUUUACCUGAAUAAUGAACUUUAAUCAGAAAUUCCUGAGAACCAAAAACAGAAUUUGCCUUCAUCUCCUCCUGCCAGCUGGAUGUUGAUCCAAUAAUUUAUGCCGUAUGAUAUAUUAUGUUUCAGCUGAACUUUUAAUUAAUAAAGUAGUAAGACCACUUUUUGAUGGUCUUGGUCUCGUCUCGGACUCGAGUCGCAUUUGUACUCAGUCUUGUCUCGGUAUCUGACGUUGAGGACUCGGGAUUUUAUUUCAACACCAGUCAAGAACAUAACUUUGGGAAUAUCAAUAAAUUGUUUUUACAUCGUAUAUUUAUUUGUUAACAUCCUAACUUUGAUUGGAUGUAAAACGUACUGCUUCAAAUGCAUUCAAACCCUAAUUAUGAAUGUGUUGUUCCCUUUAAAAACUCACCCCCUACGAUGGUAAACAUGGAAAAGGAGAGUUGAUUAAAGAUGACUCGGUCGCAGCCCCUAAAAGUCUCGAUAAACUCUGGUCUUGGUCUUGACUUGGUCUCAGUUUGGGCGGUCUUGACUACAACACUAAUUGUAAUAUUCAGUUAAUUUAACUUUUUGCAAAUUAUUCAAGACAAUAUAAUAUUUUGAAAUUGUGUCUUCUGAUAAAUUAAUAUAAUGAAUCAUUACACAAGCAUCUUUAAUCUUCAGUUACAUUAAUUUAUUAUUUUUUAACCAUCUGAUUUUUACAGCAAUAAUUGAAGCUGUCAACACAAAUCUCCAUGUUCCAGGACAAUGACGCUUAGUUCUUCCCAGACAUUGUUUAGGGAAGAGGAAGAAGAGCAGGGAUGAGUGGGAACUUUUUCUCACACUUCAGUCAGAUCAGCAGCAGCUCUGCAGUCAGAUGGUUUUUAUCCGAAGAUGUUCACUUUUACAAACUUCUGUCACGUUUGGUUCCUGCACACAGUUCUGAUCUGCUGCAGUGAAAACUCCACAGGUACAGAAGAAUAUCGUAUAUUAACAUUUUAAUCUGACCAGUAGAUUGUAUUUGCUUUGGAUUCAUGUUUCAAGUGCAAAAGUAUUUGCAAAAUUGUUUUACGGUCACUUUGUAUAGUUGUAUAAAGUUGUUUUCUGUGUUAAGAAUGUUACAUUUAUCUCAAUCAUGUGUUUCCUCAUGUAGGAACUUGUUCGCUAACAGUUCUCAUGGCUAAAUAAAAGACAGGUUCAAUUUUACCAAAACCUUUCAAAGUUUAACAUAAAAUACUUUGGAAUAAAUGUUUAUUUUGAUUUAAACUUAAGAACGUUUGUUGCUAUAAAACACAAAAAAACAUUUGACUCAACAGAAUAAAGAUUUGUUUUACAUUUUA